Elgaria multicarinata webbii is the source of this 2375-nucleotide messenger RNA. It is a transcript of the gene LMOD2, whose product is annotated as leiomodin 2. The transcript is spliced from 3 exons. The record is from RefSeq and is a predicted model, not a curated record. Bases 165 to 1985 code for a protein of 606 amino acids. Gene Ontology annotation, molecular function: tropomyosin binding; actin binding. Gene Ontology annotation, cellular component: myofibril; striated muscle thin filament; cytoskeleton. Lineage: Eukaryota; Metazoa; Chordata; Lepidosauria; Squamata; Anguidae. Gene Ontology annotation, biological process: muscle contraction; pointed-end actin filament capping; myofibril assembly.
GUACAUUGUCGCAACCCCCUAGGAAUACUUUUUAAAGGGUGCCGCAGCUACUUGGGGGAAACAGUUGCUGACCAAACCAGAUACUGUUGGACACCUCGAUUUGAGCUUUCGUGAAUGCGGCAUCGUAGUUUCAGCUUUACCUCAGCCUGACAAAAGAAGGGACCAUGUCGACCUUUGGCUACAGGCGAGAGCUGAGUAAAUAUGAAAGCCUAGAUGAAGAUGAGCUCCUGGCUUCUCUAACUGAUGAGGAACUGAAAGAGCUGGAGAGAGAAUUAGAGGACAUUGAGCCUGACCGGAACCUUCCAGUGGGGCACAGGCAAAAGAGCCUCACGGAGAAAACUCCAACGGGAACUUUCAGCCGGGAGGCACUGAUGGCCUACUGGGAAAGGGAGACCAGAAAACUUCUAGAAAAGGAGAGGAUGGGGGCAUGCGAAAAGGAUUCUAAACAAGAAGAAGAAGGUGAUGAUGAUGAUGACGAUGACAAAUCAGAAGAAAUUAAUGAAGAAUAUUUCACAGAAAGCAACAGUGAAGUUUCUGAGGAGGUAUACACUGAGGAGGAUGAAGAAGAGGAUGACAAAGAAGAGGACAAAGAGGAGGAGGGGGUAGAAGUGGAAGAAGGAGAAGAAGUUGUUGUUGAUGAUGAUGAUGAUGAAGAUGAAGAAGAAGGAAAAGGAGAAGAAGAAAGUGGUGCAGAGAAUGAUGAGGAAAAGGAAGCUGUUGAUGAGGGCAAAAAGACUACAAACACUGAAAGCAGAAGAAGUUCACUCAAGAUUAAACUAAAAAAAUGCAACAAGAAUGAAAAUGAGCUUGUUACCAAUGGUCAUAGCGAAAAGGAUGCAGAAGACUUGAGCUACAGAAUGGGUGCCAUGCACCCAUGUGGAAAUCCAACUGUGAUUGAAGAUGCAUUGGAAAAAGUUAGGGACAAUGAUCCUGACACCACUGAAGUGAACUUAAACAACAUUGAAAACAUCACCCCACAGAUGCUUACAUAUUUUGCUCAGGCCCUCAAAAACAACACUGUAGUCAAAACCUUUAAUCUAGCUAACACUCAUGCUGACGACAAUGUUGCAAUGGCUAUUGCAGGUAUGCUAAAAGUGAAUCAACAUAUAUCAAGUCUGAAUCUUGACUCCAAUUUUAUCACUGGCAAAGGAAUACUAGCUAUCAUGAGGGCUUUGCAGAAUAACAAGGUUUUAACAGAAUUACGGUUUCACAACCAAAGGCAUAUAAUGGGCAGUCAGGUGGAAAUGGACAUCGCUAAACUUCUGAAGGAUAAUACUACUAUUGUGAAGCUAGGCUAUCACUUUGAGCUUGCUGGACCAAGAGUGAGUAUGACAAGUAUCCUGACAAGAAACAUGGAUAAACAAAGGCAGAAACGGAUGCAGGAGCAAAAACAGCAAGAGUCCAAUUGGGAAGGAGCAAUCAAUCCAAAGACCAAAGCUUUGCAGAAAGGAACUCCUGGUUCUUCACCUUAUUCAUCUCCCCGAAGUUCUCCUUGGUCUUCUCCAAAACUUCUUAAGAAAGUCUCACCUGUUCAAAACCAGCCUUCUCCAACCAGUUCACCUCGGACUUCACCAAAGAUUCCUAAAAAUGUUCCUCCUGCUAAGAACCAACCUCCAUCACCACCACCACCACCUCCACCACCACCACCUCCUCCACCACCUCCUCCUCAAAUAGUUCUAGAGAAAAAGGCACCAACCAGAAAUAUUGCUGAGGUUAUCAAACAGCAGGAAAGUGCCAAAAAGAAGUCUGUACAAAACAAGCAGAAGAAAAAAGGCAAGAAGAACAAAAAAUACGAGAAUGAGAUCUUGAAAGAAAUUAAACAUUCAUUAAAAUCAGUCCCAGACAAGAAGUCAGAAGAAGGUUCACGUCCCUCUACCCGACCUUCUACCCCAGUGAGAUCCCUCCAUGGUGAUCUCAUGGAUGCAAUUCGCGGAAGUAGCAUAAAACAGCUAAGGCGGGUGGAAAUCCCAGAAGCUCUACGAUAAAUAAAGCCAUGAAAUGGAGAAGAUUGAGAAUACAUCUGAUGAUUAAGAGAAAGGUACCAAUAUUUUCUGCGGUGAUAAAACAGACUAAUGUAAAUUGGCUUCAGAAGUGCGCUCUUAGAUUUAAAACAUGAAGAGAGAGCGAAAGACCGAUGGAACGUCAUGUAACACUUUUAAGGAUGCAUUUGCAUUUUUCAUUUGUAAAUAUGGAAAGUACUUUUUUAUCUAAUGAGAUUUCUAUGAAGAAAUAGUUUAUUUAGAUAUUCUUGUUGGUAUCAAGCAGCACAGAACAAGUUCUUUCUACAGAGAAGUAAUUGUUUAGUGACCUGUGUUGUUGUUGUUUUGUCUGACUCAUGAAUUUACAAUAAAGGUAGUUUGAGUUUUCAAGUGACA